AUGAGAAAUUAUUGCGAUUCGGAUUGGGCAUGUCGUGUUGAUGCAGGUCCUCUAUAUUACAUUUUCUGCACACCUCAUGUCGAUACAGCAUACCUCGACUCAACAAACAAACCACUUACUUCCUCGCCACCGCAAUCCAAGCCACCAUACGAUACCCUACCAUUCCCUCUUUACACAACACAAACUCUGGAACCCCGCGCAUUGAAGCGUGCGGAGCAUGGUUUCGGGGCGCGACCAGAGAGUGAGUUGGGGGUGGAGAAGGGGAGGUGUAUGCGGUUUGAUGAUGGAUUGCACGGCGUGGAGGAGCGGGAAGAAGGGUGGUUCUUUCCAGCAGGUGAUGGCGGCUUUACCGCCUGGUUUGAGGGUGCGGUAGAUUUCUUUUGCGCCGGAAAUGGGGUCCGAGAAGAAGAAGAUGCCGAAAUUGGUAAUAGAGACGUCGAAUUUGUUGUUGGGAUAGCAAAGUUUGGUUCCGUCCAUGACACGAUUUCUACUCGGUCGGCCCAGUUGUUUAAUAUCACGCUGUUGUUGACGAGUGCUAUCAUGCCUGGUGCUAUGUCCGCGGCGUGCACAUGGCAGGUCUCCCAGGAGGGAGAUUAUAUGGGCGAUGAUGCGGCGCGUGCUGCCUCCAACUCGGCGCUCGUAUGUGGAAGCUUCGGAGUUGAAGGAUUCGCAGAGUGCGGAAAUAUCGGUCAUGGUUAG
Messenger RNA from Sclerotinia borealis F-4128, 699 nucleotides. Lineage: Eukaryota; Fungi; Ascomycota; Leotiomycetes; Helotiales; Sclerotiniaceae. The record is from the annotation of a GenBank genome assembly.